This is a messenger RNA of Bombus impatiens (common eastern bumble bee), 4552 nucleotides long. RefSeq lists its product as uncharacterized. Gene Ontology annotation, molecular function: phosphotyrosine residue binding. The transcript has 9 exons. The record is from RefSeq and is a predicted model, not a curated record. Bases 16 to 4206 code for a protein of 1396 amino acids. Lineage: Eukaryota; Metazoa; Arthropoda; Insecta; Hymenoptera; Apidae.
CACGCCGGUCGUUGAAUGGAGCGGGUGUGGAGACGUGUACAAGGUGCCGGGCGUCGCGGUGCCACAGCUCGCUGUGGUUGCCCUGUGCAGCCUUGUCAGCUGCACGUGGACCAACGCGCGAAACGAGGAGGCGGUCGAAAAUCUCGCGGUGGACCGCAAACGAUCGUGUGCGGUUGUCAAGUGCAGCCAUGUCCGGUACAUCCGGUACUGAUUAGGGUUCGUCGUACCCGACCCGCGGUUGGCAACUGUGACUGUCCACCGGAAUCGCAACCUUGUCCGCAUGUACCGCGUACAUCGGCUGUUCGACGUAUUCGAAGAUGCGACUGUCCAGAACGACCUUGUCGACACUCAGCAGGAAAUGGUGGUACGCGGCACCGACUGCCAGUUCAAUCCUCUUCACCCACUUUUUCUCAAGCGAGCCAGCCAAACCAACAGCAGCAACAGCAACAGCAGCAGCAGCCGUGCGAGUGCGCCGAAAGAAUAAACUGCACUCACACAGGCGGCGGCGAGUGCGAGUGCAGCGAGGAAGCAAAGCCAUGCUCGCACACGGUCAGGCAACGCCGGUCGCGUCGCACGUGCGAUUGCAGUGGAAGUGGCACGCAACCGUGCAGCCAUAAGCCACAGCACGAGGGACGGAUAAAGCGUGUUAAGUGCCGCGUGAGGCGCGCCGGUUGCGCCAUGGCCAGGUGUACCGCGGAACUCGCGAUGCUGCACCUGCAUUGGGGUCUCGCUACCGAAUGUGCGCCCUGCAGGCCGCGUGCACUCACGCGACGGCUCUGCAGGAGGCAGCAAAGCGACAACGAACUCUACAGAAGCAACAGUUUCAAGUUUGAGCGGUUCGAGAGGAGCAAGGACGAGUGCGCGACUCCGCUGCGGAAACAGGUCUCCCUGUGCGACGAUUACAGUCUACCAGUCGAUUUCGUGAAUAAGAGACGCCCUGCGAGCGCUGCGGGUGCAACAUCCACCGUUCAGUGGGCACUACCAAGUCCUACUAUCGAAAACGCGGAAGUCGAGGUUGUGGAACAAUACAGCGACCCCAGGGAUAGCAAGAACAAGGCGUACGUCGAGCCAGGAGCUGAGACGUCUCUGCCAACGAUCUACAGCAAAGUAAAUCGCAACUAUUGUCGACCUUAUACGGAUCCAUCUGCUUCAGGCUCUUCCUGCGAGGAUGACGAAGAUGGUCGCCGAGUGGAUAUCAGAAAACGCAAGAACAGUCUGUACGCGUCUUCCUCGACUCGUGCUCUGUCAGUAGACAGAGAAAAAGAGCUAAGCUCGGUCGACGGGGCUGUGGUGGACUGCGUAGCCCUGGUGCAUCUCACGGAUCAAUCACCCACCGAAUCUAAUCAGCCGGUCCGCCAUCCAUCACCCUAUUACUACGGCGAUUUGUUCAAGGUACCGGAUCAAAUAAGCAAGUCACAGCCGAACAGGUACAGAAAAAGCGUUAGUCUCGACGUACCGGGUGAACGUUCACGAACACCCGGUAUACCGAAGAGAAACUCGGUGGCGGGUGAUGGGGGUUCCUAUUCAUCUCAGCAACAACAACAACAGCAGCAGCAGCAGUCACAGCAGCAACAUUAUCAACAACAGCAGCUACAGCAACAACAUCCAUUGCAGCCACAACAGCAUUAUCAAAGUCAGGAUCUAGUGAGCCCCACGUCGGGGAGCGAGCAUGCUGUCCCAGCCAGAAACGAGAUCCUCUCGUCGUGCAUCAUCACCGAGUGGGAUCACACCCUCAUGCCUCCUCAUAGAUUGUUAAGCCACGACCUACCAACCACGGUUUGUACUUGCGUCGCAUCAGCUGAAGAAGAGGAGGAUGAGCUAGAUCAACGGCAGCCGCAACUAACGCGGCACCAAGUGCGCAAGCUACGUCGUACACGGAGGAUAGACCCGCAACCGAUACUCGUCGAGGACGAGGACGACGUGGAGGGAGAGGACGAGGGUGAGGAAGAGGAGGAGGAGGACGUGGAGGUGGAGGAAGACGAGGAAGAGAUGGCUAGGCAACGUCACCUCUACGAGACGGCCUUUGAUUGCAAGGUCAAUCGCUCUGACGAUGACCUCGAUGACCUCGAUCGGGUUACCAAUCAUCCUGUGUUGCAUUCACAGAUCAGAAGCAGCAGCGCGAUACCAGUAAGCAGAACGAGCUCAUCGACGGACACGUCGAAGCAACAACAACAGCAACAACAGCAAGUCCCAUACGCUGGUCAGUCCCACAGCAGCAAAGAUCGACGCAAAGUUGUACUUCUCCGCCCAAAACCGAUUCCGAGCCGUCUUCAGCAGCAGCAGCAGCAACAGCAACAGCAGCAAUCAGACAAUAUUUCUACUCUGUCCCAAGACAUCGAAUCCCUCCAGAUCAAUUCAAGCGACGAGAAAACCGGUUCACCGAGAUUACCGGCCCGAGGUUAUACUCCGUCACCUCCAUCCACGGCACCGUUGCCUGCCAAAUUCCAUGGCAACCGUGAUCACUUGUUGUUAAACAUACGCAGCACACCGAACCUACCCUGUCAACCUGACCAUCCACGUCUCAAGGAUCUAAGAUUGCCCGUAAAGUCUCUGUUGAGAGCGAAAGACUCGCCUCAAAGUAGCGAGGGUAGUAUUCUCGAGAUCAAAAGUAGACCGAAAAGUUUUGCUCAAGACAACGUAGAAUCGUCUCAGGGACGACGUUUCGACCAGGAACUGAUACUAGAGUUCAAGGGGAGGCCGCGAGAGGAGAGGCAACGACCACGCAGUUUGAUUCGCGAGAGCAAGCCGAUCAUGGAGUUCAAAGGUAGGCCUCACGAGGCCGAGAGUGAUCUAUUACGGCCUCGUAGGGAUGUCGGCUUGUUGGAAUUCAAAUUACGGACCAGUAGACGCAGGGCGGGAUACUCGAGCACGGAGAGUAUGGCUACCAGUAGCAGUGGAGGUAGCAUGGAAUCGCUUCGAAGUAGCACUAGCGAGGGUAACAGAUCCACUAGUAGUUCCGAGAGCCGCCAUAGUACCAGUCUAAGCUCCCACAGCUCCGACAGUGGCAGCACUAAUUGCUACCAUCAUCAUCAGCAACCUUCUAUGACCGGUUUUUUAACCCACCACGCGAACAAACUACACAUACUGUCUCCUAUCUCUGACAAAUCGUCCCAAGAACCUGCCUCCGAGACUUCCGACAACAACCGUAACAACAAUUCCCAGAAAGCCUCGCCUGAAGAGAACGUGACCACGGAGAAUAACGUAACCGCGUCGAAUAACACGAACACAAACACAGGAAAUACAAACACAAACUCCGUGACCUCACCGAUGGACACGUCUUUCAAGAAGAGACGCACACCGCAAAACAAGAAUCUGAUUAACUUGGCCCUGCAAUCCUCGUCGUCGGGCGAUGCGGAGAUCCAAGGAUCGGACAGUGGCAUCUCGAUCGAGUCGCGAGCCGGGAUCAAGUGCAAACCAUUCGGGUUCCACUUGUUGAAACCGCAGCUGGAUAACAUCAAUCUCGUGGACAACGAGCCUGAGCUAUCCGAUCUGCCUUUCGACAUGCCGAAACUGCGAAGGAGGCGAUUGCUUAUGCAACAGGACGCCACCACGUCUGGCAGCGCGACCAGCGUGGAUUUGAGGGACUUGCCGUUUGACAUGCCAAAACUGAGAAGAAGGCUAAGAUGCAUGCAGAGCACGGAAUCCAGCGGAUCACAGGCCUCCUCCAGUCUUUCUAUGCGCGACGUCGAGCCGUCUGCGUUGUUUGGCGGCGGUAUGGCGCGUCCGAAGAUGACACUGAAUCUGGAUGGUGGGAGUGGGUCGAACAGCGGUGGAAACGCUGGUCAGUCUGCACCGAAAAAACCUGGCGGUCUGAGCCUUGGAUUGCCAUUGGAGAUGAACACCGCCCGCGGAUCCGCCGAUCUGGUUGACGUGGAGCUUCCUUUGGAGAGACAAGGAUGGUACCAUGGAUCCAUUACGAGAAUUGAGGCAGAAGCUAUCCUACGACUUCUUAAAGAAGGAAGUUACUUGGUGAGGAACAGCGAAUCCACCAAACAAGAUUACUCUUUAUCGUUAAAGAGUGCCCGUGGUUUCAUGCAUAUGCGUAUCCAAAAGAACGAGGAGCUGAACGCGUACAUCCUGGGCCAGUUCAGUAAACCAUUCGACAGCAUACCGGAAAUGGUUCGUCAUUUUAGCGUGAACCGUCUUCCGAUACGCGGUGCCGAGCACAUGUGUCUUCUGCAUCCAGUCAUAGCUCAGCUUUUGUAGCGCAUCUAUCGUAGCGCCGUUUAAGGCGCUCCCCAACAAUUUUUGAUAUCCCUUUUACCUUCAAAGAAUACUCACAAAACCUGAACAGUACUCCGAAAGUUAUUUAUAAGAAAGGAUAGAGGAGCGAAUGAAAGAUGAACGUUGUAUAUGGAGAACGAUAUUCUACGGGAAAAUCUAGAGUCACGUAUAAUGGCACUUGGUACUUCCACUGAAGAUUUCCAUUCUAAUCCCGCGAUUCGCUUUUUCGCAAUUUGAGGCUGAUCAAUUUUUUCCGAGCUUCCGAGGUGAAUCGAGGGAGGAAAUGAAAUAAUAGCGACCGAUUGUUAUAGACGAAACCAUUCACGGG